AUGUCUGAGUCGUCGCAUUCUACCGGUUUCUUAGAAUGUUGGUGCAGAAAAAGGGCUGUUAUUCGCACAUCAUGGACGGCCGACAACCCGGGUAGUAGAUUUCAUUCUUGCCUCGGCUACAAGAAUGGAGGCUGCAAUUUUUUCUCUUGGGUCGACCCUCCUACCUCUGACCGGUCUCAAACAAUCAUCCCUGGGUUAUUGAAGAAGAUGAAUGCACUGGAGAGAGUAAAAGAAAACUUAAAAUUUGAGAAUACCAAGUUGGAGGAUAAGGUUGAAAAACUGGAAGAGAAGAUUGAAAAACUGCAGAAAAAGGUUGAAAAAUUGCAAGCAUUGAACAAGAGAGUGGUUGAAAAGAAAGAAAAAAUGGAGAUGAAAAUGGGGUUUGCAUUGGCUAUAGCAAUUGUGUUGUGUGUAUUUUUGCUAUAUAGAUAUAGGUGA
This is a messenger RNA of Striga hermonthica, 438 nucleotides long. NCBI's taxonomy places the organism in Eukaryota, Viridiplantae, Streptophyta, Magnoliopsida, Lamiales, Orobanchaceae. The record is from the annotation of a GenBank genome assembly.